GCACAGGGAUCUGUGUUCUGUAGCACGAGAUUUUCCCGACCAUUCGAAGCUGUGAGCGUGAAAAGCACACACCUGUACAGAAAGGUUAUUUCCAGCAGGUAAUUUUUUGAUCCAGCUCAGCCCACAGCUCCAGUGCCAGCUUUGGGAGAUGGUGGAAUUCCUGGAGCAGGUCAGGCAGGGCACGGAGCUGCCCCUUUCAGAGUCAGCCCGGGCUUGAAUUAGAUUGGCAUCACUACAAAGCCACAGCUACAGAAAAAUCAGAUAACAAUGUGCGUGUGUCCGUGAUGCGAGAUGGAGAGGAGAUAGUACGGUGAGGCUGUGCCUUGAGGCAGGAUGGCUUUCCUGGACAACCCCACCAUCAUCCUGGCGCACAUCCGGCAGUCGCACGUGACCAGCGAUGACACGGGCAUGUGUGAGAUGGUCCUCAUCGACCACGACGUGGACCUGGAGAAGUUCCACCCCUCCUCAGCCUGCGGGGACAGCGGGGCAGAGCCCCAGGGCAGCAAUGGGGACACUCAGGGCUACGUCUACUCCCAAUCCGUGGACAUUACCUCAAGCUGGGACUUUGGGAUCAGGCGCCGGUCGAACACAGCUCAGAGACUAGAACGUCUGCGGAAAGAGAGACAAAAUCAAAUAAAAUGCAAAAACGUUCAGUGGAAAGACAGAAAUACUUCUUGCUCAGCAGAGGAGCUGAGCUCACUGUUUGAAAAGAAGAAUUUUAGGGUGAAAUCCCCAUGUUCUGGGAAGCAGUCCAUCCUCUCUGUGAGACUGGAGCAGUGCCCACUGCAGCUCAACAACCCCUUCAAUGAGUACUCCAAAUUCGACGGCAAGGGCCACGUUGGUACAACGGCAACCAAAAAAAUCGAUGUCUACCUCCCGCUGCACACGAGCCAGGACAAGCUGCAGCCCAUGACCGUGGUGACCAUCGCCAACGCCAAGGUGCACGACCUGAUCGGGCUCAUCUGCUGGCAAUAUACAAGUGAGGGACGGGAACCCAAGCUGAAUGACAAUGUCAGCGCCUACUGCCUGCACAUCGCCGAGGACGACGGCGAGGUGGACACGGACUUCCCGCCCCUGGACUCCAACGAGCCCAUCCACAAGUUUGGCUUCAGCACGCUGGCCCUGGUGGAGAAGUACUCGUCCCCAGGGCUGGCAGCCAAGCAGUCGCUCUUCGUGCGCAUAAAUGCUGCUCAUGGAUUCUCACUUAUUCAGGUGGACAGUAUGAAGGUCACCAUGAAGGAUAUCUUACAAAAGGCCUUAAAGAGAAGGAAGGGAUCACAGAGAGGCUCAGGUCCUCAGUAUCGGCUGGAGAAGCAGAGUGAACCUAAUGUCCCAGUAGAUUUAGACUGUACCUUGGAGAGCCAGAGCACUUUGGAAUUCUGCCUUGUCCGGGAGAACAGUUCAAGAGGAGAAGAGGUGUCGGAGGAGGACCCCCAGAUCGACAUAGCCACGGUGCAGGACAUGCUCAGCAGCCACCACUACAAGUCCUUCAAAGUCAGCAUGAUCCACCGGCUGCGCUUCACCACGGACGUGCAGUUAGGUAUUUCUGGAGACAAGGUAGAGAUAGACCCUGUUACUAAUCAGAAGGCCAGCACUAAGUUUUGGAUUAAGCAGAAACCCAUUUCAAUCGAUUCUGAACUCCUCUGUGCCUGUGACCUUGCGGAAGAAAAAAGCCCAAGUCAUGCAAUAUUUAAACUUACAUAUCUAAGCAAUCAUGACUACAAACACCUUUACUUUGAAUCAGAUGCUGCUACUGUCAAUGAAAUCGUACUGAAGGUUAACUAUAUUCUAGAGUCGCGAGCAAGCACAGCCAGAGCAGACUAUUUCGCUCAGAAACAAAGAAAGCUGAGCAGGAGAACAAGCUUUAGCUUCCAGAAGGAGAAGAAGUCGGGGCAGCAGUGAGCGGGCAGAGCUGCGCGCGGCGCCGGAGCCGCUCCCCUGCCCGCGCCCGGGGCCGCCGCUCUGCCCGGGCCGGCCGGGAGCCCGGACAUCCCGUCCCCACGGCUGCCAGGCCGGCCCUCCUCGGCGCGGGGAGCCGCCCUGUGACAGACAUAAAGAGCCAUAUCAGCCGGGAAGAAGACUGUUACGCUUCAGGUUCCUUUGAUUAGAAAUAAGAGAAUGACGUAGACUGGCAUCAUUUAAUUACUGUAUUAUGUACAAUCACAAGAAGAGAUGUGAUUACAUAUUAUUUCACAGCCUGGUUAAAAUAAAUUAUAUACAUCUGUAAUCCACCCACGUACACGCAGGUAUUGCUUGUGACAUGAUCAAAUUUCUAAAAACAAAAUGUAGGACAAAUGUAUCCAUUUUUACUAUUAAUAAACAGAUGUAAUCUUUUUCAAGGUC
This is a messenger RNA of Melospiza georgiana, 2343 nucleotides long. RefSeq names its product MAPK associated protein 1 (gene MAPKAP1). Gene Ontology annotation, biological process: TORC2 signaling. NCBI's taxonomy places the organism in Eukaryota, Metazoa, Chordata, Aves, Passeriformes, Passerellidae. Gene Ontology annotation, molecular function: phosphatidylinositol-4,5-bisphosphate binding. The transcript is spliced from 13 exons. The coding region runs from base 334 to 1902 and encodes 522 amino acids. The record is from RefSeq and is a predicted model, not a curated record. Gene Ontology annotation, cellular component: plasma membrane; cytoplasm; TORC2 complex.